Aspergillus alliaceus is the source of this 484-nucleotide messenger RNA. Its product is annotated as thioredoxin family protein. The record is from RefSeq and is a predicted model, not a curated record. Bases 41 to 358 code for a protein of 105 amino acids. NCBI's taxonomy places the organism in Eukaryota, Fungi, Ascomycota, Eurotiomycetes, Eurotiales, Aspergillaceae. The transcript has 2 exons.
GAUGUCACAGGUAUAAUACUGAGAAUAAGAGGGAAAGAAAAUGGCCGUCAGGGAAAUCACCUCCUACGCAGCUCUUCAAGCCAUAAUCCAAUCCCCGGAAUCGACGGUUAUCGAUUUCACGGCCGGAUGGACGGGACCCUGCAGACCUAUGUUCUCUGUCUUCGAGGAAAUAUCCCACACAACGACCGAGAAGUCCUUCUACCGGAUGGACGUGCGGAAGCUAUCGGAUGAGCAACUCGCAGGAUUGGGGAUCGUGGCGAUGCCGACGUUUAUCGUGUUCAGGGAUGGGAAGAAGCUGAGAGACCUAGUUGGGGGGAGUCCCCGGCUGUUGGAGGAGUUCGUGCGGGACGUUCAGUAGGCAGGAGAUACAGAGUAUGUCACAAGUACUAUUGUUGCGGUGUAUAUGAUAAUGACAACUCCACUGAGAACUGUACAUCUCUAUCUGAGAAGAAAAGCAUCAAGUAAAUAGGAAAGAAGCCACGCU